GGGGAGGAAGAGGAAAAGCAGGAGGAAGAGGAAAAGCAGGAGGAAGAGCAGUGCUGAGAUGUGAGUGAAUGCAGCCAUGGCCUGUACACCCUGUCCAUAGAGGAGCGACUGAGUGGAAGAGAGAUCAAAGAAGACAGAGAUGACCAACAGGAUGAAACUGUGGGGGAGGUCAGCUUGGCCUUUGCAGGUGGUCUUCCUCGUUGCCUUGGUGAUGCUCUGCUUUGACCCGGUGUCCGCUGGAAACCGUAACCAUCGGGGACCGACAGUCUCAUACCAGGUGAAGCAGGGGACAUGUGAGGUGGUGGCCAUCCAUCGCUGCUGUAAUAAGAAUAAGAUUGAAGAGCGCUCUCAAACCGUCAAGUGUUCCUGUUUCCCUGGGCAGGUUGCUGGCACCACCAGAGCCAGACCCUCCUGUGUGGAAGCCUCCAUUGUAGCCCAGAAGUGGUGGUGCCAGAUGCAGCCGUGUAUGGACGGAGAGGAGUGUAAAGUCCUGCCUGACCUGACUGGCUGGUCCUGCAGCACUGGCAACAAAGUCAAAACCACCAAGGUCACACGAUAGCAAGAGAGCCACUGAGCCACGAGGAAACCUGAAACUCUCCAUGUGGAAAGGAUGGAUGACUUACACAUAUUUACUGAAAGAUGGGGAAAAUAUUAAGGGACGGACUGCUAUCCAUCACAAAACAAUGGGAUAAAAUGUGCUCAUCAAAAACUAUGUACACAUGGCAACAUGGAGCCAAACAUACAGCAUAUACAGUAUGCUGGUUGGUGAGACCAAUGGACUACAUUUAUGGACACCCAGGGUACAACUGAACACAAAUGGACUCUUAUUUUCCAAUAAUGGACAAAGUGUGGAUUGAUCAAAAAUGGUCAAUUUAAAACACAGAUCAAGGAUUUCAAAAUAUAUAUUUCAACAAAGCAUUUGUGGAUGAGUGUGAGAUGUGAACUAAAAGCUGUGCUUAGAGUGCUCCUGGACACAGUCCAGCCCCGUUGUCAAUAUGUAGAGCUGAUAAUUUGGGAGAAAUGAAAGCAAUAGCAGCUCAUAACUAGCAAAUAGCAAAUUAGCAUCAAAUUGCUCUUGUGGGUCAAGUCACUACCAUGAAGACUGUUUUGGGGGAGUCAUUUUGCAGUUCUAAUUAGGAAUUGCCGGGUAGGAUCAUAACAACAUAUUAAAAAUUCAUGUAAGAUAUUUGCACUAGUUGAAACCGUUUGGGAAUGUUUUGUUUUUCUAGAUAUCUCCCAUCUUUUGCUGUGAAUGUUACAUGAAAUUGAAGGUGAGCAUUUUGUAAACUGUCUAACACUUGAAGUAGAUAAAUGUAUGUAUUAUGGCCCAUUACUCCUGAGUAGUUAUUGGUUAAAAAUGGCUCAGACUAUUGAGCCUCGCUUACAUACAGCUUGGUACAAUAUGACUAGCAAAGUGUGAUUCAUCUGUCUCAGUUUUGCCCAGAAACAUUUCCAAGCUCAGCCUUCAAAGUUAUAUAUCUUUGAUCUAUUAUAUUCAGUCUGUGACAUCUCUUAUGUUAACUGUUAAACGGAGACCCAUAAAAUGUUCAAACAAGGA
This is a messenger RNA of Micropterus salmoides (largemouth bass), 1558 nucleotides long. RefSeq names its product TAFA chemokine like family member 4b (gene tafa4b). Gene Ontology annotation, molecular function: receptor ligand activity. The coding region runs from base 140 to 559 and encodes 139 amino acids. The record is from RefSeq and is a predicted model, not a curated record. NCBI's taxonomy places the organism in Eukaryota, Metazoa, Chordata, Actinopteri, Centrarchiformes, Centrarchidae. The transcript has 5 exons.